GAGGUGGUGCACCACCGAAGGAGCCAUCCGCCGUGGACACCGCGAUAAAAGACGCUCUCCCUCACGAAUUUGUUAGAGACACGAGUGCUUACGACGACGACGUGGAAAUGGACGGAGAAACGUGAGUUCAUCGAGUUAUUCUACUUCGUCCUUAUAAUAAAUGGGAAACCCUACUUUUUCACUUUUUUUUAGAACGACCGCACCAGAGCAACGUUUCGACUGCGUCCAAGAAGAUUGUGUAUUGGUGGAAGAGGCCACACUGGAGCACGUACCUACACCAGUGGAGUUGCUGCUAAGCACCCAAGUGCCUGCGCCGGAACACCUUGAUGAACCGGAAGAGGUGCUGCUGAACACCCGACCAUCCAACCUUCAUUUACCUCCUGCUGGAUCCUUGACUGUAAGAAGGAACAACGGUACUGCCACUACAAUGCAGCGACGUGCUGGGAUCAGGCAUCACAGAAGGCAGCCAGGUCUCCGUGGCAGUGCAACAAAGCGUACCGAGCUCGUAGCUGACUGCUAUAAUGAAAAAUUACAGCAGCAGAUGCAGUUUGACCAGCAACAACACGAUCUUCAAAUGAAGAUUUUAGAGCAACAAUUCAAGAGGGAGGUCCAGCAGCAACAAUUCCUGGAAGAGCAAAACAAGCUUCAGCUGAGUGUGCUUAGCGAACAGUUAAAAUACUGGCAGCGAAAAAAUCAGACAAUGCCAGCACAGGACUAAAACAACCGUGAUGGCUUGUGAGAGAAAAAAACAUCUUUGUCACAUAACUUCGUUCCAGGCCGUGUUUUAUAUUGGCAACAGGCACGUGUCUGUUUCGGUCUAAAACUUGGACAACACUACCUAGGUCAUGCAUAAGACGUGUUUUAAUAGUGAAAUAAAACUUUCAAAUCAUCUUCAUUGUCUUUUUAAGCAGGAUUAUGUGACAAGGAUGCUUUUGUUUACAGGCCACCAGAAAUGUUUGAUGUCCGUAGUGUUAACUUUGGUGGUACUCUAUUUCUUCGACCAACAUGUGCUUUUUUAUUUUUUAAUUUUUACUUCAGUCGCUUGUCAGCGCUUCUGUAUUAUGUGGUAGUGUAGUCGAUACUGCACGACAUGCACCUAAUACCCCAAGUUAGUAGUUGUAC
Molecule: messenger RNA, 1122 nt
Organism: Ixodes scapularis (black-legged tick)
Lineage: Eukaryota; Metazoa; Arthropoda; Arachnida; Ixodida; Ixodidae
Exons: 4
Coding region: 161-718 (185 amino acids)
Source: RefSeq, a predicted model, not a curated record